CUAACAUUAUCUGUGCCUGUCAAAUUCAAUGGCGGACGACCUCGUAUUCGUAUCGUAACAAAACAUAUUUCACAUUUUAGUUUCACCGAUCUAACACAAUUUGAACACUACAUGAGCUUCAGUUCCACCGCGUGAACAACAAAAGCGGUGUAUAAUGUCCACUGUCGUGUCGGACUGUUUUACUAUCGGUAGCAUAGUAGCGACGAGAACAUGUUACAACGAAAAUAUAGAAGGCGAGGUGCUAGCUUUCGAUCCUCAAACUAAAAUGUUAAUAUUAAAAUGUCCGUCGUCUAGCGGGAAUCCUAAACGCCAUGAUGUGAAUAUCGUGAACCUAUCGUUGGUGAGUGAUGUGCAAAUCAAAAAAGAAGUCACGACGGUGCCCGACCCGCCGCAGUCUCUCAACCUGCAUAGACUAAACACGCGAGUUCGAAAUUCAAUAGAGAAUAAAAGAAGACUAGUAUCAGCAUUAUCAGCAUGCUUGGACCCGGAGGGCCAGCGUCUGUUCAUGGCCAUCGCGAGAGUCAUUGACAACGUCUCGUGGGACGGACAGAACAUCAACGUCUACAAUGAUGUUAUUAUCACACCUCCUUAUAAGGUGGACAACGUACUAUGCGAAAAAGACUCAAAAUCGUACAAUUAUAUAAAGAAGUUCGUGGAAAGACACUGGCGCGACCACCGCGAUCACGCCGCGCACUCGAACCAACACCAGUAGUUAUAACUUAAUGAUAGACCUGAAUAUCAUAUUCAAAUUAUCAAGGCAAAGAAAUAUACUAGAUCAUACAGGUAAAGAAAUAUAUUAAAACUAUAUAUUUCUAGCAGUUUUAUCCACAUAUUACCCGAUCUCGUGGUUAUUUUACAGUUUUUUUGUGUCUUUGCGGCAUUUUUUAAAUUUUUUCUCACCGUUUAAACCUUCCCUGGAUUUU
Molecule: messenger RNA, 923 nt
Organism: Trichoplusia ni (cabbage looper)
Lineage: Eukaryota; Metazoa; Arthropoda; Insecta; Lepidoptera; Noctuidae
Gene: Lsm12a
Product: protein LSM12 homolog A-like
Exons: 3
Coding region: 155-712 (185 amino acids)
Source: RefSeq, a predicted model, not a curated record